CUGCAUCCCUCUUCUUGUCCUCUUCCACCCUCCCGUCUCCUGCCACCCGCGGCUGAGACUUCGAAUACCUUCACUCUUCACUUCUUGACGGCGUCUGCUUGGCCAGAUAGAUCUUCGGAUCGACAAUCUCCACUCUACCAAACGUUGUUUCGGUUCUGCGAUUGCGACCAGUGCCUCGGCCACGUUCCUUGGAAAAAGAACACCGUUCGCAACUUCGCGCAAAUUUUCACCAACAAACAUUUCCACAUAGCUGGACCCGUUCGCACCGACUAUCUUCUUCAUCGGCCUGUGGCUAUUCAACUGCGCGAAUUUCAAGGGCGUUCCACGCUCAAGCAUGCCCCACCAGGUUUCGCCUCCCCGCGCACUUCCCACGAUGAUUUCGAAAACCUCCGAUGGCCCCGCGCCGACGCAAGCAGAGGUCUCCGCUCUCCUCGAUACCGUCUUCAAUGCGCCCAGUUCCGAUGCUUCAGUCUCGGCAUCCUAUGCAUUGUGUGAUUUGAUGCUGAACUCUGUCGGGUUCCGCGGGUUGAUGCAAUAUGGGAUUCUCGCGGAGAUCAAGAAGGCCGCCGCCGAUAAAAAGAGUGGAACAAGACGAGAAAGUGCUCAGAACUUGCUCGGUGCUCUGUUUGAGCGUAUGCCACCUCAGCAACCCAUCAGUGAGGUUGUGUUAUUAUUACAAGAUGGAGGAAUGGUUGCCUGGGCGCUGGAUGCACUAGCAGACAAGGGACCAGUUGUUCGGGAUGCUGCACAAUAUGGUCUUGACGAGUUAUUCAAGAAUUUGAGCUCCGAGGCUCUCGUUGUUGGUCUUAUGCCGGUUCUCAACACUUACCUUUUGAAGAGAUCAGGAAAAUGGCAGGGAACAGUUGGUGGAUACAAAUUACUGCAAAGAAUGGCAGAUAAGGCCAAGAUGGAAGUUGGAGUCAGCAAAGAGGAGGCUGGGAACAAGGACAUCUUGCGCGAGGCUAUGGGAACGAAGUUGGCAGGCCUGAUUCCAGUUGUUGAGGCCGGAAUGCACGAUUUGAAGGCCGAGGUUGAGAAGCAGGCUGUUGCAACAAUGACUUCCUUGACGACACUCCUCUCCAACGACGAUGUAGCUCCGCGAAUUCCACUUCUUAUUGCAACCAUGCAAAAUCCCUCGACAGAGACCCUCCAGAAGGCAAUCCACGCACUUUCACAGACAACCUUUGUUGCUAUUGUCACCUCUCCCGUCCUGGCCCUUCUUACGCCGCUCCUAGAAAGAUCUCUCAAUACUCCCACCACAGCUCAAGAAGUUCUCAGACAAACAGUUGUUGUAGUUGAGAACUUGACUAAGCUUGUCCACGACCCGAUUGAGGCUAGAACUUUCUUGCCAAAGUUGAAACCCGGUGUGAAGGCUGUGGAGGAUCGUGCUUCGCUCCCAGAGGUCAGAGAAAUGGCUUCCCGAGCAGUCAGCGUUAUCAACAAGGCUAUGGGUGACGAUGAUGGAAGCGUUGCAAGCGGUGCUAUUGCAAGAACAACUGCUGAAGAUGUUGCAAAGGUUUUGGAGGCCGAGGUCAAGAAAGCAGGUGGCCUUGGUGGAGAUCUCGAUGUGUUCAAGCUCGCGAGACCGUAUAUCUGCAGCAUGGUUGCAGAGGACAUCAACCACCGACAAAUUUCUCGCAUUUCAGCCAGAAGCGCCCCAUAUCUUCAGCACAUCAUGAAGGAACCAGGAUCAGCCCAAAUUGUCGGCGAUGCCAUUCAAAAAUUCUACAUUGAGGAGGAUCAUCGAAAAUAUGGUCAGCCAGUGAAAGAAGAUGACGGAGAAGUUGAAAUUGUCAAUGCUGAUUUCUCUUUGGCUUACGGUGGCAUGCUCCUCUUGUCUCACACCAAUCUUCGUCUCCUGAAGGGACACAGAUAUGGUCUUUGCGGCAGAAACGGAGCCGGGAAGUCCACUCUGAUGCGCAGCAUUGCCAAUGGCAAGCUGGAAGGUUUUCCAUCCCAUGAUGUUCUCCGGACAUGUUUUGUCGAACACAACCAGGGAGAAGAUGCCGAUAUCAGCAUUUUGGAAUUCGUUGCCAAAGAUCCGGAGAUUGGCAAGGAAGGAACCGAGCGUAUCUCCCAGGUUUUGUCCGAGGUCGGCUUCACUGCUGGCCCUCAAGGCCGUCAAUCCGAGAAGGUUGGAUCUUUGUCUGGUGGAUGGAAGAUGAAGUUGGCUCUUGCCAGAGCUAUGUUGAUGAAGGCCGAUGUUUUACUUCUCGACGAACCUACGAAUCAUUUGGAUGUCGCCAACGUUAAAUGGUUACAAGAAUACCUCAAGUCUCACACCGAGAUCACGAGUUUGAUCGUCUCUCACGACUCAGGGUUCCUUGACGAAGUCUGCACGGACAUCUACCAUUACGAGCCAGGGAAGAAGCUGAAGUCCUACAAAGGCAACUUGGCAGCAUUUGUCAAGGAGAGACCUGAAGCAAAGAGCUACUACACCCUUUCCGCCUCAAAUGCACAGUUCAAGUUUCCACCUCCAGGUAUACUCACCGGCGUCAAGUCACAGACCCGAGCCAUCCUCCGAAUGACCAACUGCUCAUACACCUACCCGGGCGCUUCGAAGCCAUCCCUGCACGACGUUUCCUGCCAACUGUCUCUCUCAUCCCGAACCGCAAUCAUUGGAGGAAACGGUGCCGGAAAGUCAACCCUCAUCAAACUUCUCACCGGCGAGACUAUCCCAACUACCGGAAAAGUAGAGAAGCACCCCAACCUCCGAAUCGGGUACAUCAAACAACACGCCCUCGAGCACGUCGAAAUGCAUUUAGAGAAGACGCCCAACCAAUACCUCCAGUGGCGUUACGCCAAUGGUGAUGACCGCGAAGUGUACAUGAAGCAAACGCGCGUACUCUCCGAAGCUGACAAGGCACAAAUGGAAAAGAUGGUCGAUCUCGGUGACGGCAUGGGCGGCAAACGCGUCGAAGCCAUCAUGGGCCGCCAAAAAUGGAAGAAGUCCUUCCAGUACGAGGUCAAAUGGGUCGGCAUGCUGCCCAAAUACAACUCCCAGAUCUCCCGCGAGACGCUCAUCGAACUCGGCUUCGACAAACUGGUCCAAGAAUUCGACGACCACGAAGCCUCUCGAGAAGGUCUCGGUUUCCGCGAACUCUCGCCAAAAGUCAUCUCCAAGCACUUCGAGGAUCUUGGUCUGGACCCGGAGAUUGCGAACCAUAAUGAGAUUUCUGGACUGUCGGGUGGGCAGAAGGUCAAGGUUGUGAUUGCUGGAGCGAUGUGGAAUAAUCCUCAUCUGCUCGUUCUCGACGAACCGACCAAUUUCUUGGAUCGUGACUCCCUCGGCGGUCUUGCCGUCGCUAUCCGCGAUUACAAAGGAGGCGUGGUCAUGAUUUCCCAUAACGAAGAGUUCGUGGGCGCGCUGUGCCCUGAGCAGUGGUAUGUUGCCGAUGGCCGGGUAACUCACAAGGGUCACUUGGCUGUGAGUGCGGAUCGAUUUGAGGAUAGUAGUCGCCCGGGAAGUGGGAUCAAUAGCGGAUUCAACAGCUCUGUGGCAUCGAGUGCGGUGUCAAGUGCGAAUGCGUCUGCUGUGAACUCAGGGGCCGAGGACAAUGGAAGCGAUAUGGCGUUCCGCGCGAAGAAGAAGAAGAAGAUGACGAAGAAGGAGUUGAAGGAGCGCGAGGUUAGGAGAAGAUUGAGGCAUAUUGAAUGGCUUGUUCCCCCACACCACGUUCCAGUAUCAUUUGGUUCAAAAGCUAAUGUGAUGACAGGCUCAACUCACCGAAAGGAACUCCCCACCCGCCAGACACGGAUGACGAGUCCUAGAUUCCUUUCCCACUCACGCUGGUUGAAAUGGGAGG
Hyaloscypha bicolor E is the source of this 3806-nucleotide messenger RNA. RefSeq lists its product as uncharacterized. The record is from RefSeq and is a predicted model, not a curated record. The transcript has a single exon. Gene Ontology annotation, molecular function: ATP binding; ATP hydrolysis activity. The annotation marks the transcript as partial. Lineage: Eukaryota; Fungi; Ascomycota; Leotiomycetes; Helotiales; Hyaloscyphaceae.